ACAAAAUGUUGACAGAAACAGACGUUGAAGAUCACUAUAAUCCGUAUAUGAGACAGAUAGAAAUCGAGAAAAACAAUUCUCAGUGCGGUUUUCAUUUGAGUAGAGGGAAAUGGGAUCCAUACCCUUGGGUGAGCAGUGUAGACAGAGACUCUGCGGCAUCGUUUGCUGGCUUGAAAUCGGGAGACUGUGUGCUGGAAGUAAACGGAGAAGAUGUUAUAGGAAAACGAAUAUCGGAAAUAGCGGAAAUAGUCAAGCUGAAGUCUGAACAAGUUUCGCUUUUACUUUGGAAUGCUGGUGUUGACCCUCAAUGCACGCCUGAGGCUUUAUGUUGUGGCCCUCUUCCUCAAAACUUGCAGAGGUUAUCAGCAUGUUUGUCGACAAUUUUGGCGUUUCUAGAAUGUCCUAUAUGCUUGGAUACCAUAACCCCUCCAACAUAUCAAUGUGAUAAUGGUCACUUGAUUUGUAUGAGAUGUAGAACGAAAACAGAAAGAUGCCCUGUUUGUAGAUUAAGAUUGCACAGAGGAAGGUCUUUGAUAUCGGAUCAG
Leptinotarsa decemlineata (Colorado potato beetle) is the source of this 545-nucleotide messenger RNA. RefSeq lists its product as uncharacterized. The record is from RefSeq and is a predicted model, not a curated record. NCBI's taxonomy places the organism in Eukaryota, Metazoa, Arthropoda, Insecta, Coleoptera, Chrysomelidae.